This is a messenger RNA of Ochotona princeps (American pika), 370 nucleotides long. Its product is annotated as large ribosomal subunit protein bL34m-like. Gene Ontology annotation, cellular component: ribosome; mitochondrial large ribosomal subunit. Gene Ontology annotation, biological process: translation. Bases 50 to 313 code for a protein of 87 amino acids. The transcript has a single exon. Gene Ontology annotation, molecular function: structural constituent of ribosome. NCBI's taxonomy places the organism in Eukaryota, Metazoa, Chordata, Mammalia, Lagomorpha, Ochotonidae. The record is from RefSeq and is a predicted model, not a curated record.
CCCAGAAGGCUAGAGCAGCGUUCCGUAAUGGCGGUGUGAGCGGCUGGACAUGGCUCUCUGGGUGGGCGCUCUCCUCGGCCGCGGCGCCGGGUCGGCCGCCCUGCUGGCUGGCAGGUGCCUCCUGCAGCCUGGGCCGAGCGGCGGCCUCCUGGGCGCGCUGUCCACCCGCGGCAAGGCCCGCGGCAACGAGUACCAGCCCAGCAACCUGAAACGCAAGCACAAGCACGGCUGGGUCCGGCGCCUGAGCACACCGGCCGGGGUGCAGGUGCUGCUGCGCCGCAUGCUCAAGGGCCGCAAGUCGCUGAGCCACUGAGGGCCAGACUGCGCGGGGACCCCCGAGCCCGCCCUGCAGCCCGUGGGACCCCCGAGC